CUCGUGUUUCCUACGGCAGGUCUACACCGGAAGUAGCGGCGACAUGGAGAGCGCGGUGAGCUGCAGGGAACCGUUCACCAGGACCGAGCUCUUUGACUGUUUAACAGAUACGUACCGAUGUUUUCUGACGGGCUCAUGUCCCACCCGAAGUCCUGCUGAUAUGGCGGGUAUGAUAUUUACCGGGGUGUGUGAACUGGUGCCCAUGGAGCUGACCUGCAUCAGUCUGACCCUGGUGGAUAAGAUGAUCCACCUGAGGUCUCAGAGCCAACCUCCAGAAGUCUCAGUAUUCUGUGCUGAGCUUCUGAGGGUGUUGUUUCAAGACAUGGAUCUUAUGUCUCAACUUGUCCAUCAGUUCCAGAAUGAGGACCAGAUUAUCUCUCAUCUGGCUGCAAAGAGUGUAUCAACGUGUGCAGUCUAUCAUCUCCACAAAUCUGGUACAAUCAGUCCUGUCUGGCACCAGAAGUGUGUGCAAGCAUUUCACAGCUCUCCCCCAGGUGCUGAACUGGAUGCCUGUCUGUGGUCACUGACUGAAGUCCUAAAAAGACUUCUUAAAGCAGCUGAUCCAGAGAUCCUUGAGAGACUUCUGGCAGCUUUUGACUCAAGUCUAAGUGCUUUAUGUUCAAAGUUUCUCCCUGAAGAGAGAAAAGAAGAAACACAGUGUCUGGUGGAUUUUACCAGCAGCAGCAGAUCUUGGGGAACAACGUUCUGUCUCCUGCUGGACCUGCUGGAGGCGCUGACGGCGUCCACUUCAAUAUGUGGAGCUGGUCUGAGGAGCCAGAGAUUAACCCACAUUCACUCCUCAGCACUCCUGACCACAAUCAGCUCCACCUCAGAGUACUUUGUCAAAAAGCGAGCGCUGCUGCUUCUGAAGAGAGCUGUGCUCCAGAAAGCUGGAGAGGACUGGGCUUUAGGAGAAGUGCCGUCCACUGUGAUGAAACAUGAGGACUUUAGCUCUGAUAUGAACAUGCUAGCUCAGACUGUGUUAACAGCAGUGGAUGCUAACUGGCUGCAGAGUGUUCAGGUGGAGUCUGCCUCUUUCUUUGGGGGAACCAGACACAUCCGAGGUGAUGAAGGUCAGAAACCAGACUGUGUGAUGCUGAGAGCUGUCAGCCUGCUGCUUCUCAAGUCCAUGGAGCUUCACAUACAAACAGCAGGUAGAACAGCAGGGGUGGACAGCUCCAUAGAAGUUCAUGGAUAUCUGCAGAGUCUGUGGAGCUUCCUGGGGCGGUGCAGUCUCCACCUGAUGGAGGUUACUCACUCCUGCUCCUGGGUCAGUCUGCUGUUUGGAGAACAGGAUGAUGACAUGACGGAGGCAGCUAAAGCCUUGCUCUCCAUAUUCCUCCAUCACAGACUCUGUUCUGGGUUGGAUGAGUUUGCUGUGUUGGAGGCUGCCUGUAGCUCUGGCUGCAACCCUCACUGCCACUUCCUGCUCCUGCUCCAGAGUAUCUCUUUCGACCACAGCAUCCUCCUUGACUUUCUCAUCUCUGCUGAAACCUGCUUUCUGGAGUACUUUGUGCGGUACCUCAAGUACCUCAGAUCUGACUGGCAGGGAUUCACUGCAGCAUGUGAACGAGUUUGCAUGUCAGGCUGUCAUUUUUCACCCCAGGAGUCAAUUACACCAGGUGAUAUGUCUGCGCUGAAAUAUAAAGGUGCGUCAGAUCACAAUGAAUUUAGCUCCUGUGUCCAGCCCACAGGUGUCCUGCCAGUGGAAAGGAUCGGUGCAAUAGCUGGGCUUUGCCUUGUAGAGUAUGACAGCUCUGAUGAGUCUGAUCCAGGGAGUAUGGAGACUUCUGAGGUUGAACCAGGGGUGUGUGUAUGUCAGAAAAGUCAAUGUACAGACUUGGAUGUGAAACAAGGGAAUAGUGGACCACCAGUAUUUACUGGACAGAAGCAGUAUGAGUCAUCUGAGUCCACAGGAUUACUUCGUGAAACUAACUCCACAUUGGAGGGAGGACCAGGAGGACUUUCACUGCCAUUAUUACAGAGUAAGAAAACAUUAUCCACUAACAUGGCACCUCUGUCAGGACACGUGACAGGUGAAACAUCAGCCAGAGCAGUCCUCUGUCUGUCAGAGCUCAGAGAGGUGGUGACAAGGCUGCAGACAAAGAAACUCUUCCCAUACAACCCUUCUUCACUCUUAAAGCUCUUGGUACAAGUGGAGAACUGUUCCCAUCAAUCACAUCUGUUACAGUUCAGUAAAUGAGAAAGAUAUAUAACAUGUUUUGUUCUGUUUUGUAAUGAUGACAUGGAAGCUAAAUAUAAUAUAUAUUCAGAGAUUUA
Molecule: messenger RNA, 2280 nt
Organism: Lates calcarifer (barramundi perch)
Lineage: Eukaryota; Metazoa; Chordata; Actinopteri; Centropomidae
Gene: lins1
Product: lines homolog 1
Exons: 6
Coding region: 44-2203 (719 amino acids)
Source: RefSeq, a predicted model, not a curated record